Messenger RNA from Suillus paluster, 1123 nucleotides. RefSeq lists its product as uncharacterized. The transcript has 2 exons. The record is from RefSeq and is a predicted model, not a curated record. Bases 1 to 654 code for a protein of 217 amino acids. NCBI's taxonomy places the organism in Eukaryota, Fungi, Basidiomycota, Agaricomycetes, Boletales, Suillaceae.
AUGUCUCAUACAGCUUUCAAUCAGAUGCGAUAUCUCUCACUGUGUUAUCGCUGCGUGGCUACACCUCCGAUAGCUCACGUUCUAGCUGGGCUUCAGAAGCAUUACCACUGUAUCUCUCCACGUUCCCCAGCCCUCACUCACCUGUAUAUCUCAUGCGAGGGUGUGGGCAUUUUCACAUCUUUCCUCCGCGCUGCUCAGACGCUCAGAAUGGAUUCUGAUACCACAGCCAGCAGCUGGUCCGAACUCCUCAGCAUUCUCGCCUGCAUUAAGUUAGAGUACAUCAUUCUCAGUGAGAGGUGUCACCCACGGUACAUACAGCUGCGCCACACCCAUCAUUCUCCACCCCCUCCUCGCACGCCUGCAAACCUCACGACCCUCAACAUCUAUCCCGCCCACACCAUGUCCAUCGCGCUUCCUGACGCCGACACUCUCACGCUCGCUCGCGCAUGUCCACACCUCUACUUCCUUGACUUAGAGAUGGAUGCACAACACGCCCGUAUCCCUGGUGCCAUGGGUAUCAUCGUAAGACACUGUCAUGAACUGUACGAGGGCUCGCUCCGCUUGGACGCGCGACUCGAUGCGCUUGGCGCGGCACCUAUGAACGACGACCAAGUGGAUCUGCCACCCACCUCACGCCCACGACGCUGGACUUAACGCCCAUCAUACUUAGCAACGCGGCUUGCGGCAAUCGAAAGAUCGGUGGGCGGGUCGUACUACGAGUGGAUGCGUGAGCUAGGGGAUUUUAGGGCGAGGUGGAAGAAUGUGUCAGAAGUCUUGUCGGAAAUGCCUCAAGAUGGACGAUAACUGAUGGUUUUUGUUCUAGUAAAUGGGUGCGCAGGCGGUAUCGGGUCGAUAGGUGGAUGCAUGUGGGUGAGGCGAAACGGUAUCGACAAUGUGAUGAUUGUCGUGCAUGUGGUGUUUCGGCAAUUCAGACAUUGUUCCUGUGCCAAGCAUGUAGACAGUUUUGUCAAGAUGUUUGUGCUCUGCGUCAUUUUCCAGGGUUCUUGGAUAUAACUAUGGUCGUCCCUCGCCACAAUGUUCCAUGAGGACGCGAAUAGAAACAGCUAGGGUAAACUACAUGGUACCAUCAAGAACUGCCAAAAUAGCCACGUAGGGCGACUAC